UGUAGAGCUCUUCCAUGUGAUUAAACCAUCUUUAAAGAUUUCUCUAUGCAUCAAUCAUCACUAAAAAUUAAUUAAUCACAGAUCUUAACAUGAAUAGAAUUUUCGUUAACACCCUAAACAAAGCUAUAUAACCCCCUGUCAACAUAUGUCCGUGCUCUUCAUUGCUCAUUCCCUCACCCACCACCUCAAAGAAUACAGAGAACAGAACACAAUUCAUCAGAAAUGGCAGCAGAAAGUGAAGAUCUAAGGCUGAGCCUUAGCCUUAGUUCCUCUCAGAGUUUCUUCCCUCUGAAGCUAACGCUGUUUCCUUCGUCGAACGGGCCUUCAAAGGCCCGAUUCGUCAAUGGUGAGGUCGAGGAGGAUGCAGGGGCGUGGUCGCCUGUCAGUACGUUGUCGAGUUUGAGUGGAAAGAGAAGCGAGAGGGACGACAAUGAGGGGGAUGAAGAUGGACAGAAUUCUCCAAAGAAGCUGAGGCUGUCCAAGGAUCAGACGACGAUACUCGAAGAAAGCUUCAAGGAGCACAAUACUCUCAAUCCUGUAAGCGGUCAUUGUCCUGUGAAUGACGAACACGUACAUCCGAAUUUGAUUUUUGAAUUUACUUUUGAAACUGAUCAAGUGGCCUUCUUCAUGGUCGAUUUGCAGAAGCAGAAGCAGGCAUUGGCAAAGCAGCUGAACCUGCGUCCGAGACAAGUGGAAGUCUGGUUCCAGAAUAGAAGAGCAAGGACCAAAUUGAAGCAAACAGAAGUCGAGUGUGAGUACCUGAAGAGAUGGUGCCAAAAACUAGCAGAAGAGAACAAGAGGCUACAAAAGGAAGUCGGGGAGCUGAGGGCCCUGAAAUCAGUAUCACCUCGGCUUCAGACGAACGCAGCUCCCCCCACGACCCUCAGCAUGUGCCCCUCGUGUGAGAGCACCACACCCUCUGCGCCCGCUCUCAACCCUUGGUCCUCUUAUUUUUUCACGGGGGCCUCUUGAUAUCAGUACCCGAGCUGGGUAUCGUUUCCUAAUUUGUUUAAAUUAACUAAUUCGGAAAUCAAAAUGAAGAUGCUGCGGAACGAUCAGCAGCAUUAAUUCUCUUCUUUGUGA
Messenger RNA from Asparagus officinalis (garden asparagus), 1083 nucleotides. RefSeq names its product homeobox-leucine zipper protein HAT4-like. Gene Ontology annotation, molecular function: sequence-specific DNA binding; DNA-binding transcription factor activity, RNA polymerase II-specific. Gene Ontology annotation, biological process: regulation of DNA-templated transcription. Gene Ontology annotation, cellular component: nucleus. The coding region runs from base 223 to 972 and encodes 249 amino acids. The record is from RefSeq and is a predicted model, not a curated record. The transcript has 2 exons. NCBI's taxonomy places the organism in Eukaryota, Viridiplantae, Streptophyta, Magnoliopsida, Asparagales, Asparagaceae.